AUGAAUGAAGAAACACGGUCAAGUUUAACGAGCGAGGUGCAUCUUGAAACUGUAGCAAGGAAAAUGAGUGUCGAAAAGCGGCGGAUAUAUGAUAUCGUAAACGUCAUGGAGGCAUUGGACGCUAUGAGUAAAACCAAUAAAUCUUACUAUCGUUGGCAUGGUUUGGAAGGAUUGCCAAAACUUAUGGCUGACUUGCAGAAGGAAGCCGUAGAAGAGCGACUUCCUGAGCGAGUAUUGCGAGUCGAGCAAGCAAUGUGCUCUUUUACUGAAUUAUCACCUGGAAGUCGCAAAUCCGGCAUGAAGGAAGUCGUUGGUACAUUGAUUGGCGAUGAUGGAUCGUUGUCUCAAAGUUCAACUGAUUCUUUAUGCCAGUCUGUUCACAGCAGUGAGAAACGAUCGCGAGUUGAUGGUAGAGAUCGGCAGGGAAGAAAUUCGCUGGCGCAACUAUGUAGGCGAUUUCUAAUGGUGCUUCUGAGCAACCCUAAGAACACCAGAAGGGUUAGCUUGGAUGUGGCCAGUACAGUACUGAUCAAAGAUCCUGAUACUGAAGGUUUUGAGCCUCCUAGUCGAAGUCGAUGUCGCAGACUAUAUGACAUUGCUAAUGUUCUAGUCGCUUUGGGAUUGAUCAAGAAGGUCCACUACCUUUUUGGAACGAAGAAAAUCCCAUUAUUCGUCUACUGUGGCCCGGAGCCAGAU
This is a messenger RNA of Cylicostephanus goldi, 696 nucleotides long. Lineage: Eukaryota; Metazoa; Nematoda; Chromadorea; Rhabditida; Strongylidae. The record is from the annotation of a GenBank genome assembly.